Messenger RNA from Tinamus guttatus (white-throated tinamou), 1395 nucleotides. Lineage: Eukaryota; Metazoa; Chordata; Aves; Tinamiformes; Tinamidae. The record is from RefSeq and is a predicted model, not a curated record.
AUGACUUUCUUCUUUGCUUUUCUAGGAUCUAGUUCAGGAUCAAAAUUAAAAGUUCCUGAGCUGAGUAUAAAUGGCACACAGCACGUCAUUCAAGCAGGCCAGACUUUAAAUCUCACAUGCAGGGGGGAAAUGGUUCAUUCAUGGUCUUUGCCUGAAACUCUAAGUAAGGAUAGCAAAAGGCUGAAAGUAAUUAAAUACGCCUGUGGAAGGAAUGGGAAGCACUCUUGUAGUAGUCUGACCUUGAGCAGAACUCAAGCAAGUGACACUGGAAACUAUAGCUGCAAAUAUCCAACAAGUGCUGUGAAAAAGAAGAAGGAAUCUACAGUCUAUGUAUUUAUUAAUGAUACAGGCAGUCCGUUUGUAGAGAUGCACAGUGACAUACCUAAAAUAAUACACAUGACCGUGGGAAGAGAAAUGAUCAUUCCAUGCAGAGUCACAGCACCGAACAUUGCUGUUACUUUGAAAAAGAUUCCACGAGAAACUCUAAUUCCUGAUGGCAAGACAAUCAUCUGGGACAACAUGAAAGGUUUCAGGAUACCUAAGGCAACGUACAAAUUCAUAGGGCUCCUGAGCUGUGAGACAACUCUUGGGGGACACAAGUAUAGUACGAAGUAUCUAACACACCGAGAAACCAACACAAUUUUUGAUGUCCAGUUAAGCACCCCGCGACUUGUCAAGUUGCUCAAAGGAGACAGCCUGGUGAUUAAUUGCACUGUCACUGCAGCCUGGAACACGAGAGUGCAGAUGACGUGGACUUAUCCUGGAGAGGCAAGGAAGAGAGGUUCUAUAACCCAGCGUAUUGACCAGAAGAAUACAGAAGCCAAUAGUUUCUAUAGUAUUCUCAUUGUCGAAAGGGUGCGUGAUAUUGAUAGAGGCCAGUAUACCUGCCACGUGAAGAGUGGGCCAUCAAUCAAAUCUGUUAACACAACAGUCCUUGUUUAUGACAAAAUGUUCAUUAAUUUGAAACAUCGAAGAAAAACUGCGCUGGAGGCUGUAGCUGGAAGAAAAUCCUAUCGUUUGUCAGUGAAAGUGAAGGCAUUUCCCUCACCAGAGGUUUUAUGGCUAAAAGAUGGGCUACCUGCUGCUGAAAAAUGUGCCCGGUACAUGAUAAAAGACUAUUCAUUAAUCAUCAAGGAUGUUGCUGAAGAAGAUGCUGGGAACUACACUAUAAUAUUGAGCAUACGGCAGUGGAACUUGUCCAAGAAUCUUACUGUCACUCUUAGAGUAAAUGUGAAACCCCAGAUAUAUGAAAAUGCUGUGUCAUCAUUCCCUGAUCCCAAUCCAUAUUUACUGGGCAGCAAUCAAGUGCUGACAUGCACUGUUUAUGGUAUUCCUCAGCCUAAAAUCACAUGGAUGUGGUAUCCCUGUAAACAAAACCAUUCUAAAACAAGGUAG